CGGCGGGUGACGGUGCGGACGGGUCAGGAGCGUAGAGGCGGAGGCAAAAUGGCGGCGCCUGAGGAGCGGGAUCUAACCCAGGAGCAAACAGAGAAACUGCUGCAGUUUCAGGAUCUGACUGGUAUAGAAUCUAUGGAUCAAUGUCGCCAUACCUUGGAACAGCAUAACUGGAACAUAGAGGCUGCUGUACAGGACAGACUGAAUGAGCAAGAGGGCGUACCCAGUGUUUUCAACCCACCUCCAUCCCGACCCCUGCAGGUUAAUACAGCUGACCACAGGAUAUACAGCUAUGUUGUCUCAAGACCUCAACCAAGGGGACUGCUUGGAUGGGGUUAUUACUUGAUAAUGCUUCCAUUCCGAUUUACCUAUUACACGAUACUUGAUAUAUUUAGGUUUGCUCUUCGUUUUAUACGGCCUGACCCUCGCAGCCGGGUCACUGACCCCGUUGGGGACAUUGUUUCAUUUAUGCACUCUUUUGAAGAGAAAUAUGGGAGGGCACACCCUGUCUUCUACCAGGGAACGUACAGCCAGGCGCUUAAUGAUGCCAAGCGGGAGCUUCGCUUUCUUUUGGUUUAUCUUCAUGGAGAUGAUCACCAGGACUCUGAUGAGUUCUGUCGCAACACACUCUGUGCCCCUGAAGUUAUUUCCCUCAUAAAUACGAGGAUGCUCUUCUGGGCAUGCUCUACAAACAAACCUGAGGGAUACAGGGUCUCACAGGCUUUACGAGAGAACACCUAUCCAUUCCUGGCCAUGAUUAUGCUGAAGGACCGAAGGAUGACUGUGGUGGGACGCCUAGAAGGCCUCAUUCAACCAGAUGACCUGAUUAACCAACUGACAUUUAUUAUGGAUGCGAACCAGACUUACCUGGUGUCAGAACGCCUAGAAAGGGAAGAAAGAAACCAGACCCAGGUGCUAAGACAACAGCAGGAUGAGGCCUACUUGGCCUCUCUCAGGGCUGACCAAGAGAAAGAAAGAAAGAAAAGGGAGGAACGAGAGAGGAAGCGACAAAAGGAAGAAGAGGUGCAGCAGCAAAAGCUGGCAGAGGAGAGACGGCGGCAGAAUUUACAAGAGGAAAAGGAAAGGAAGUUGGAGUGCCUUCCUCCUGAGCCUUCUCCAGAUGACCCUGAAAGUGUCAAGAUCAUUUUCAAAUUACCCAAUGAUUCUCGAGUAGAGAGACGAUUCCACUUUUCACAGUCUCUAACGGUAAUCCACGACUUCUUAUUCUCCUUGAAGGAAAGCCCUGAAAAGUUUCAGAUCGAAGCCAAUUUUCCCAGGCGGGUGCUGCCUUGUGUCCCCUCAGCGGAGUGGCCCAACCCCCCUACGCUGCAGGAGGCCGGACUCAGCCACACAGAAGUUCUCUUUGUUCAGGACCUAACAGACGAAUGACACUUUCUUCCUCUCCCUUCCCACCCCUAUCCCUGAAAGAAACGGAUAAAACAAAAAAACAGAAAACACACACAAAAAAAGAGAGAGAUUCAUAUUAUUAUUAUUAUAAUACAAUAUUUUUUUUAAAAAGACUGCUGCAUCCUACGGAAGGAUGAGAAACCGUGCUGCCUGCGAGAGUCAGAACCUGUGUGUACGCGAGGGGAGCAGUGGCCGGGCCACCCGACAAGCCCACCCUUCCCUCCAGCCCCUGACCGCGGACCUGCCAGGGAGCGAGACUCGGCACCUCCAACCUUGGGGAAGGGGACUUCCCACUAGUUCUUACCAUUCUUGCUUUUAUGGAAAACAAAAGUGAAAAGCCUCCCUCAGCCUGCUCGCUGCUGCGUCUCCUGAGGACUCGCGGCUCUGACAUCUGGAGGAGAGGGAAGAGAAAGCACAGAGAGAGAGGUUCCUGGAACUGCCCACAGUUUAUGAAGAAGUUUCAUUGUUUCUGUUGCUUUGUAAUGACCAAAGGAAUGAGGCUGACAGGUGUGGUUUUGUUUGUUUGGGUUUUUUUUUCCCCUUUCUUUAACUUUAUUUGAUGAGAGCCAAUUCUUAAACCCACGAGUUCCUGCCCCGGGCUGCUUCCUAGCCCACAGUAGCAUAAUAAAGGUGCCCUGGGCCGGUU
Lepus europaeus (European hare) is the source of this 2050-nucleotide messenger RNA. RefSeq names its product Fas associated factor family member 2 (gene FAF2). Gene Ontology annotation, cellular component: endoplasmic reticulum. Gene Ontology annotation, molecular function: ubiquitin binding. The coding region runs from base 49 to 1386 and encodes 445 amino acids. NCBI's taxonomy places the organism in Eukaryota, Metazoa, Chordata, Mammalia, Lagomorpha, Leporidae. The transcript is spliced from 11 exons. The record is from RefSeq and is a predicted model, not a curated record.